CGAGGGAAGGGCAGUGGGGGUGGGGUGCAGUGGGUGGGGGCGUCUGCUUUUCACGGGACUCCCAGGCUUCGAAGCCGAUCUACAAUUUGCUGAAGGAGCAAAGAACAUCCUCGGCUCUAAGUAGGGCUUUUAGUGUGCUCAUUGAUGAGUGAAAGUCGCCACACAUGUCAAGCUAAAGGCAGUUGUUGGGUUACUAACAGGACCCAGCGCCUUGCAAACAUAUGCGCUAAGCUGUGUAUACAGAUGGCAGGCAGAAUAAUGGAGCAGGCGCCUUUUAUAAAGCUCUAGCUGCUGCCUGUCUUCAGACCUGGGAAAUGAAACUAUUCAGACUCGCGGCCAGAUAGCGCCUGCGAUUGUUUGUUACCGUUUUAAUCCUAUUAAUUAAAACGUUAACCUGAUUGGGUAGAAAGCGCUGUCCCAACAGGCGAGUCUUCUUCAUAAUAACCUACUCAGAGAUAAUGAUGUAAAAGACUCCCCCGGCUGUGGCGGCGGCGGGCUGAUGGGUCCGGAAAUCUCCUGAAGGUGAAGCCAAGCAAGAUAAACGGUGCGGAGCGGAGGCGCGGGCUGGGCUCCGAGCUGCGGCGGCCCCGCUCCCCGCGCGCCCACCCUCCCACCAUGCGGGGCCGCGGCCCAUGGUGAGCCCCAGCAGCGGGCACCGUCGGCUGGAGACGAAGAAGAAGAAGAGGAGGAGGCGGCGAGCGCGGGGGAAGGCGAAAAAGAAAAAGAAAGAAGGGGCGCGGGCUGCUAGCAGCGGCGGGACCGACGCGCGCCCCAGCCCCGGAGCCCGCUUCGCGUGCGGCUGCCCGGCCGCCUAGUCCCGAGGCCAGGCGGCGGGCGCGGGUGCGGCGGGCCCGGCCCCUCCGGCCCGGGGCCAUGGAGCGCGGGCUGCACCUCGGCCCGGCGGCCGCGGGCGAAGACGACCUCUUCCUGCACAAGAGCCUGAGCGCCUCCAGCACCAAGCGCCUGGAGGCGGCUUUCCGCUCCACGCCCCCGGGCAUGGACCUGACUCUGGCGCCGCCGCCGCCGCCCCGGGAACGCCCGGCGUCGUCCUCCUCGUCGCCCCUGGGCUGCUUCGAGCCCGCGGACCCCGAGGGAGCAGGGCUGCUGCUGCCGCCGCCUGGAGGUGGAGGCGGCGGCGGCGGUGGCGGCGGCGGCGCGGGCGGCGGCGGCGGGGUGAGUGUCCCCGGGCUGCUGGUGGGCUCAGCCGGCGUCGGGGGGGACCCCACUCUGAGCAGCCUGCCGGCCGGGGCGGCCCUGUGCCUCAAAUACGGCGAGAGCGCGAGCCGAGCCUCGGUGGCUGAGAGCAGCGGCGGCGAGCAGAGCCCCGACGACGACAGCGACGGUCGCUGCGAGCUGGUGCUGCGGGCCGGGAGCGCCGACCCCAGGGCCUCCCCGGGCGCGGGGGGCAGCGGCGCCAAAGCGGCGGAGGGCUGCUCCAACGCCCACCUGCACGGCGGCGCGGGAGCUCCCCCGGGGGGCUCCGGCGGCGGCAGCGGGGGUAGCAGUGGCGGCGGCGGCGGCGGCGGCGGCGGCGGGGGCAGCAGCAAGAAAUCCAAAGAGCAGAAGGCGCUGCGGCUCAACAUCAACGCCCGGGAGCGCCGGCGGAUGCACGACCUGAACGACGCGCUGGACGAGCUGCGCGCGGUCAUCCCCUACGCGCACAGCCCCUCCGUGCGGAAGCUCUCCAAGAUCGCCACGCUGCUGCUCGCCAAGAACUACAUCCUUAUGCAAGCGCAGGCCCUGGAGGAGAUGCGGCGCCUCGUCGCCUACCUCAACCAGGGCCAGGCCAUCUCGGCAGCCUCCUUGCCCAGUUCGGCGGCGGCGGCAGCUGCGGCCGCUGCCCUGCACCCGGCGCUCGGCGCCUACGAGCAGGCGGCCGGCUACCCGUUCAGCGCUGGGCUGCCCCCCGCCGCCUCUUGCCCGGAGAAGUGCGCCCUGUUCAACAGCGUCUCCUCCAGCCUCUGCAAACAGUGCACGGAGAAGCCUUAAACACAUCAGACCGACCCAAAAGCUGAAGGAAAGCGCGAAGCUGCUCCCCACCCCUUUUAUUUUGGUUCUUUUGGAGUUGUGAGACACUUGCAGAGCAAAGAAAAGCAGAGGCAAGACUGAGAAGUAUCAGAGACAAGCGAGACUUUUAGUCUGGACAUCCCCAGAAUCUCUGUCUUUGGGAGGGGAGGGAGGGUGAAGGGAGGUGCAGGAGGGAUGGAGUAUGGAUGUCCGAUUUUCUCAGAAAAGUGGCAACUUUGGUGGCAGCCUAGAAGGCGGCGAGGAAGCGGAGUUUUCCUUAAAGGUGAAAAAAAAAAAAGUUCAGAAGUUAUUAAGCGUGGAGAAUUUUGAAUGACAAAAUACUAAUCCUACUAAUAAUUGUGAAUCUGGCUAGUGCAGUAGGGGAGAGAAGGAGUCCAGGGUUGGGAGGCAGGUGGGACGAAAUCUUCAUUCAGACAAAUCAGAAAGGGCACUUGAAAAUAAAUUUUGAUUCUGAGCCAGGAGCUAACUUGAAAUGUAGACUGGUUUCAGUGCGGGGGGAGGGGAAGAGACACAUUGCUAUGAAAGACUUGUAUUUUUUAUUGUCUCUGAACUUUAAUCCUGUGAAAAUGCUCAAAGUUUUGGCGAGAGUGAUAUAAAAAACUGUGGCUGAAAGAAUUGCAUUUAAAAAUAUUUAUGUGCACCUUGUUACUUUCAACUCUGCAAUGAUGUAUUAACAAUUCAUGCUAUUUAUUUGUUAUUCUUCAAUGAUCCUUCCAUAUCAACAGUAUUUAUCAUGUGUUAAGGUCAUGGGUCUUCUGUGCAGAUUUUUUUUAAUGCCUCUAAAAUUCUGUUUUAUAGAUUAACUUAUACUGUGUGCCAAGUGUUUAUUUGCCAACAAGUAUGAAGAGAAAUAUUGAUGUAUUUGAGCUGCUUAGGUUUAUGAAAGGUCACCUGGAUAUUUUCAGUUGCAUCAUCCUUGUAUUUAAAUUGAGCUUUAAUAAAUUGCUUUAGUCCAAAAAUUACAGGAAAGCUGUAUUCUUAAUUGAUGAAUUAAUUGAUCUCUUUUUGAAAGGGGACUUAUUUGCAUUCCAAAAGGGAAAAAAAAACAUCGCAGCAAUAGUUCCUAUAUAAGUAAAAACAUGCUUAGCAAAUAUUUUUUCCAGGGUGUGCUGUGCAUUUUUAAAGGUCUAAUUUAAUUACUUUAAAAAUAUAUGUAUUAUAUGUUAUUUUAAUUGUGGAGAAUUAUUUAAGUUGAAAGACUGGUUUGAUUUACCUAUGGUGUGAAAUCCUUUGUUAUUUUUCUAAAAAAAAAUUUAAAAGGAAAUAAAAUAAAAGUAAGGAAGAGCAAGAAGCUAUUUACCCAAAGUGAGCUUUCAGUUUUAGUUUGCAUGGCUAUUUGCCUGCCUUUCCAUCUUACGAAAUUCAAGAAAACUUUUGGGAGUCCUGCUAUUUUCCACUCCUUACAGAUAAUACAAAUUCAGCUUGUCAGGUUGGAUGGUGAGUUGGGAGUUCUGGUGGAUCUGAUGGUGGGCUUUGGAUGUGUAAAAGAAUGAUAUAUAAAUAUAUAUUAAAUAGGUCAAUCAGACAAUGACAGCUAUGUACGACCAUUUGUAUGUGUAUCUAUGUCAGAAAGAAUCUUUAUUAAAGUAUUUUGAUCAAACA
Cavia porcellus (domestic guinea pig) is the source of this 3630-nucleotide messenger RNA. RefSeq names its product basic helix-loop-helix family member e22 (gene Bhlhe22). Gene Ontology annotation, cellular component: nucleus. NCBI's taxonomy places the organism in Eukaryota, Metazoa, Chordata, Mammalia, Rodentia, Caviidae. The transcript has a single exon. Bases 874 to 1989 code for a protein of 371 amino acids. Gene Ontology annotation, molecular function: DNA-binding transcription factor activity, RNA polymerase II-specific; protein dimerization activity; E-box binding. The record is from RefSeq and is a predicted model, not a curated record. Gene Ontology annotation, biological process: axon development; positive regulation of transcription by RNA polymerase II; sensory organ development.